Messenger RNA from Baudoinia panamericana UAMH 10762, 2693 nucleotides. RefSeq lists its product as uncharacterized. Gene Ontology annotation, biological process: nuclear inner membrane organization. Lineage: Eukaryota; Fungi; Ascomycota; Dothideomycetes; Mycosphaerellales; Teratosphaeriaceae. The record is from RefSeq and is a predicted model, not a curated record. Gene Ontology annotation, cellular component: mitotic spindle pole body; chromosome, centromeric core domain; microtubule organizing center attachment site. Bases 108 to 2288 code for a protein of 726 amino acids. The transcript has a single exon.
UGUGCCACGAAUAACACUUGCACGCACCUAACACUACGACUGUACAUGGACCAAAUGUCCUUCCUACUUGACGAACUGUAAGAUUAAUCAAAGCGACACCCUCCAAGAUGUCCUUCUUCCGCCGCAUCCACUGCCACUUCUGCGGCACUCGAUCUCCGCAUGGCACCUCCUCCGGCGUCAGCGAGUUCCAGUGCACUUCAUGCGAAGCAGUCAACUUCCUCGACAGCAAAGGCCGCAUCAUAGACACUCCGGCGAGCAUAGUAGCUCAGGCAGCGUGUGCAGAUCCACCUCUGCUCGCACAGGGUACGACUCGAAUAGCUUCCCAAUCAUCAGAUUAUCAGCAAGAGACGGCCUUCUGUGAGCGAUGUCUACGCAACCAGCGCAUGUACAUGGAAGCUCUCGCCAACUAUCUUCCGGAUGAAGACGAUCCGGACUAUCAGCGCUACGAUGAUGCUUUACCGCAGUACCAGAAGGAAUUAGAGAAACGGUACCCACAGAUCUGCAAGCGAUGCGCUCCAACAGCGCAGCGCAAGAUCAACCAUUCCGAUCGAUAUGCCAGUACGCAGAACAUCAGCAGGCGAGCUACGGAAACACUACGGAGGCAAGGAAGGAGUCCGAAGGGCCUGCGAGAUGACUGGGCUAAGCGGAGCAUGCGGAUCGUAUUGAGCGUUGUGGGCGUGUUAUACUACGCUGCACUAUUGGCACAGCUUGCGUGGCAUCUCUACGCCGUCUCCCUGGACCUCAGACCAGCGGAGAAGGAGGAGCGGACGGCUGCGCUGGAGCUUGCAUCCGAUCCGAAACCGCGAGGGUGCUACAACGAUGCGCUGCACUUUCGCUUCACCGAAGCCUGCUUUCGAACCUACGGCUCAUCGAUGCCACGAGCAUUGCUCACAUCGCUCUUCCUGAUAUGGUACAACCCUAGCCUUAAAGACUGGUUCCACCACACCCACCGCAUCGAAGCUAUUGCCGGUCAAGCCGAGUAUUGCCGGCUGCAGGUCGUCCUGCUCAUCGUAAGAGCCGUCGCUUGGUAUAUGCUGUGCUCCGACACAGCUCUGUCAGCUUCUGGCCUAACCGCACAUCAGACGGCAGCCUUGCAUGGCUUCCUCAUCGUCGCCAUAGCUGUCGCGCAGUGGCUCAGCAACCGCGCAAUCAAGCCGAUACGAUUCAAGAUUCGACAGAAGAUGAUGCCUCGACCCGAAGAGCGAGAUGUCCUCGGCGCCUUUGCCGGCGUCGAAGAUGAGCCGUCUCCACCCCGGGCCUCAUCCAUCCCGCCAAGCCAGCUUUUCGCUCGCGACCGCAUCACGCCCUUCCCUAUCAGUAAACUUGCCUCGAAACGCCCAGAGCAGGCCAACAGAACCGCCAUGCCAUCCCCACCGCCCUCGGACGAAACAGACGACGAAGGCGACCCCAUGGACCUAGACCCACACCACAACACCAUGCAAUCAGAACCGCAAUCCCGCAUGCCCGGCACAAAAGACACCCGCAUUUACCGCCCCUACACCGCCGAACCAAACCGCACCGCCAACACCAAUACCCGCAGCCUAUACAACCACACCAACACCCAAAACCUCGGCUGGGGUGGGAUGCGCACCGAGCUCUUCGGCAUCCAAGGUACACUCCACAGUCAAACCGAACUCAAGCGCCAACGCGAGGCAGAAGAAGCGGAGCGCAAACUCCGCUUUCAGCCCCCUGUCGAGCAGUCUCCGUUCCGCGGCCGUCUCCCGCAAGCGCCAAUGAGUCUGGAACGUCGCUUGCGUAAUCCGCCGACCCAGGUUAGCUUCAAGAAGACCCCCGUUACGAAGCAGCAGGGAUUUCUGGCGCAGAUGCGGGAGGGGAUUGAGAUGGGCAAAACCUACAGCCACCCUACUGCGAAGCGGGAGCAAGGACCGAACAAGGGUGGGACGCAAUACGCCCAACCGACGCUCCGAGGUCUAGGCGGCCUGGAUUUGAGCGAGACAGACGACGAUCUCUCCUCCCCCGCCAAAACCCGCACUCGGGGCCAGCUGGAGCUGCGGAAAGGUGUUUGGACUUUGCCGAGUGAUACGGCGGGCCAGGCUACAGGGCUGGAAGAUCUUUUCGGGGGGAGUUUUCACAUUGCGGAUGAACCUGCUGCUGUCUCUGCGGCGGCUCGGAAGGCGAAGGGCGAAGAGGGGAGAAGAAGGCUGCUGCUUGGUGUGGUGGCUGUUGCACUUCCGGUGGGGUUAGCGGCGGCGGCGUGGCAGGUGGAGGGGCUGAGGAGGCCGGCGUGUUUGUGGUUGGUUCGACGGUUGGAGGAGUGGGGAUAUUGAUUUAGCUGGCUUUUGCAGGAAGAUAUCUUGACAAGAGCCCGAGGACGGCGGUGUUUGUUUAUAUGUCAUUCAGCGAGGUGUUUUGCGUCGGAUGGUAUUGAGUUGGACCAUGUUAACUCCAUUAGCAUCGUCGGUUGGGCCGGGAAGCGUGCUGGCUCAUAAACAGCGGUCAGGCACCGACAGUCCAACGGCGAUUUAACCAGUCUCGACUUCAACAGGCGCUGAGCGUGCAUUGUGUUCGUGCCGCUUACGAUACCCCAGCAUAGCUAGAUAGCGUUGGAAAAAGGUCUUUCCGUCAGGCAACACCACCCAUUCCAAUGCUGUCAGACCGCUCUCCGGCGCUUCACCUGUUGCGCCGUGCUAAGCUCGAAGAAGGCGGGUGAUAAUGUAAGAGCAAGAAGCAGC